Messenger RNA from Sinocyclocheilus anshuiensis, 2637 nucleotides. Its product is annotated as A-kinase anchor protein 6-like. Gene Ontology annotation, molecular function: protein kinase A binding; transmembrane transporter binding. The transcript has 8 exons. Gene Ontology annotation, cellular component: sarcoplasmic reticulum; perinuclear region of cytoplasm. The coding region runs from base 58 to 2637 and encodes 859 amino acids. Lineage: Eukaryota; Metazoa; Chordata; Actinopteri; Cypriniformes; Cyprinidae. The record is from RefSeq and is a predicted model, not a curated record.
CCAAAAAGGCCAGUCCUCAGGAUCACGCUGUGUUUGUUGACCAUUUGUUGACCAACCAUGAAUGUUGCCGUAUCACCGAUGGCCAGUGAGGCUUCCUCCCCUAUGAUAACCUCUGUGACUCCCACCCUGGAACCCGGCCCCGAUAAACACGAUGAUCCGUGUGGGCCCAGCGUCAGCAGGGACGAGCCAACCCAGAAACAAGAUCCCUACCGCAGGUACCAAAAACCCCCUCCUCUCCACACAGGGGCCGACUGGAAGGUGGUUCUGCACCUGCCGGAGAUCGAGACCUGGCUGAGGACCACUACGGAGAGAGUCAGAGACCUCACACACUCUGUGCAGCAAGACAGCAUCAAUAGACACGUGGAUGUACACCUGGUACAACUCAAGGACAUCUGUGAAGACAUAUCGGAUCAUGUUGAGCAGAUCCAUGCCCUGUUGGAGACCGAGUUCUCCCUGAAGCUCCUGUCCUACUCGGUGAACAUCAUAGUGGACAUCCAGAGCGUGCAGCUCCUCUGGCACCAGUUGCGAGUGUCUGUGUUGGUUCUGAAAGAGAGGCUUCUCCAGGGCCUCCAGGACUCCAACGGCAACUACACCCGCCAGACUGACAUACUGCAAGCCUUCAGCCAGGAUCACAACGAGGCUCGGCUGGACGAUUUGACAGAAGUGGACGACUCUGGCCAACUGACUAUUAAAUGCACUAAGGACUACUUCUCCUUGGACUGCGGCAUCACUGCUUACGAACUGAGUGAUUACAGCCCCAUUGACGACCCAGAAGGUCGAGGGCCACGCUCCCUUUAUCCCGAGUUGGAGCAAGACUUUCCAGAACUGCUUCAGAGUGUGGAUCUCCUAAACAUCGCAGCCUCUAGACAAAACCAGGUGUCAACUCCAUCUGCAGAAGAGUCCAUUACUUCCACCCAGGAACCUCAAGAGACAAUCAGUGGCCCCACCAAAGAAGAAAGCGCACCAGAUUCAGCAAUGCAGGGAGAUUGUGGCUUUGGCCUUUCCAAACGCCCUCUUCAAAGUGGCUUUAAGAGUGAUGUGUCUCCUACACAGCCUUUGCCUAAAAAGCCCAUGUACCUGGAGGGUGAUGGGGACACAAGGUGCACUAGGUCUUUGCCUCUCCAGUACCAGGCUGAUAUGAGCAGAAGCACACCCUCCCUUCUAGAUACACCGGAUCGCUCGAAGUUCUGGCUGGAGCUGGAAUCAGUCUAUCCAGGCAAUGGGAGUCAGUCCUAUGAGAGUCUCCAUGCUGUAAACGGGAGGAACUUGCAGAUGAGUCUCAAGAGACCAUCGGAAGUCCCUCUGGAGAGACGCUCAUCAGAGGCCAUGCAGGGAUUCCACACGCAGAAGCACUUGACAAACUUCAAGACUAUGCACUCCAAAGCCAAGCAGGCUUACAGUGACUCUUCCAGCCCUCCACCAUCUUCAGGGGAGGACAUCUCAGACCCUGACCAGCGGGAAAUGUCAUCCAGUCCAGACGAUCAAGCUCCCACCACAGGUUCUCUCUGGAUCAUGAACCAGAAUGCUCUGUGCAUCUCCAACCCAUCAGGAAGCCCCAAAGAGCAAUGGUAUGGCUCAGAUGAGUUCCUCGCUCUUCCCACCCAGCUGAAAAAGACAGAGAUGUUGGCGAUGAAGCUGGAAAGCCUCGCUCAGGCUUUACCACAAAGGAGCCUGCAAGAGUCCAUCCAGGACGUGGAUGACUGGGAGCUUACUGAGGUCAACCCUGAUUGGGAGAGCAACAAUGAUCUUCUUUUGCUUCACUCCUAUAAGAAGCCCUCCCGAGCCGGCCGCUUUUCACCUACCUCCUCGAGCGACGUGGCACCUUCUCUGGAUGAAAGCAUCGAGUCUGGCCCACUCAGCGACCUGUUUUCCGAGGAUGAGGGGGCGCGAAGUACACCUGAGUCCAGGGGUAGAAAUAUAUCGGCUGGCCGGCCCAAUGCACCAAAGAUGAUGUUUCAGUGCACACCCUCGAUACAGCAACUACUAGCAGAUAUUCAGCACCAAGAGAACUACCAUGAUGUUUGGGCGAAUCUAGAGGGUUUUGUCAGUAAACUGGAUGAGUUCAUCUGCUGGCUGAGAGACGCUCUCGAAACCACAGACAACUGGACGCCACCCAGAGCUGAUAUCGACAGCCUCAAACUCUACCUGGAAACUCACCUUAGUUUCAAACUCAACGUGGACAGUCACAGCGCUCUGAAAGACAGUCUCCUGGAGGAGGGACGGCAGCUCCUGGAACUCAUCACCUCCCACAAAUCAGGACUGCGGGACAUGCUCCACAUGAUAUCCCACCAGUGGCAGGAGCUGCAGAGACAGAUCCGCCGUCAGCACAACUGGAUGCUGCGCACGCUGGACGCCAUCAAAACCCACAUCCUGUCCAGCGAGAGGGACGAGCAGGAGCGGGAAACUCACAGUCAUCACGGCAGCCCCAAGCAGGUGGCGACCUCUUCGGUUACUGAAGACCGGACCAACACCGACGGCACAGAUGAGUCACCCCGAUCUGUUUCAGGAGCUCGUAGACUCACUACGACGCGUCCUUCUGAAUCCACCGGCAUCGUCACCAUCACCGGCACCGCCGCCCUCACCACCCAUCACCUCCUCCAUUCCAACCAGCACUUCUUCGCCUACCAUCAUCGCUAG